This is a messenger RNA of Lolium rigidum, 3239 nucleotides long. Its product is annotated as pentatricopeptide repeat-containing protein At5g65560-like. The transcript is spliced from 2 exons. Bases 1 to 2520 code for a protein of 839 amino acids. NCBI's taxonomy places the organism in Eukaryota, Viridiplantae, Streptophyta, Magnoliopsida, Poales, Poaceae. Gene Ontology annotation, molecular function: protein binding. The record is from RefSeq and is a predicted model, not a curated record.
AUGCCACCGGCUUCCCCGCCGCCGCCGCCACAGCCCCCGUCUCCGACAUCUCCCAUGGCCUCCUCCCAACCUCUGCCGACCUCUCCCUCGGCGCUUCUCGCGCACCUCGCCGCCGCCCUCUCCACCCCGAACUGGUUCCUCCACCCCUCCCUGCCGCAUCUCCCUGCUCUCCUCGCCCCGUCCCUCCCCCACAUGCUCCACGCCCCACUCCCGGUCCGCCUCGCCGCCGCCGCCGUCCGCGCCGCCGCGCCCUCCCGCCACCUCCUCGGCCUUUCCCUCCCCAUCCUCUUCCGCCUCCACUCGCUCUCCCCGCCCCCGCUCCGGCCCCUCUUCAGCCGCCCCUUCGCCUCCCUCCUCACCCACCUCUCCCGCUUCGCCCUCAACCCGCUCAUCCUCCGCCUCUUCGCGCACAUGCACCUCCACUCCCCGCCGGCCCCCACGGGCGCCACCUACAACGCCCUCAUCCGCUCCCUCUGCCGCAGGGCCGACCUCGCGCGCGCUCUCCGCUACCUCAGCCUCAUGGUCCGCUCUGGCUGGCACCCCGACGCCUACACAUUCAACUCCUUGAUCCUGGGCUACUGCCGUGCUCACCGGGCUCCCGCUGCUCGGGAUCUGUUCGACAAAAUGCCCCUCAGAGGAUUUCGACACGACGUGGUAUCUUAUGCUGCCAUGAUUGAGGGGCUAUGCGAUAUGGGGAGGAUUGAUGAUGCCUUGGAGUUGUUCGGGGAGAUGGAGCAGCCAGAUAUGCAUACGCAUGCAGUCUUGGUGAAGGGGUUGUGUGAAGCAGGGCGGGGGGAGGAGGGGCUCCGGAUGCUGCAGAGGACGAAACAAUUUGGGUGGCGGCCAGAUACUCGCGCUUAUGCAGCAGUGGUUGAUUUGUUGUGCCGGGAGCAAAGGGUCGUGGAGGCUGAGGAAAUGCUGGAGGAGAUGUCUGGCAGAAGGCUGGUGCCAUCCGUUGUUACGUGCACUGCGGUGGUCAAUGCGUAUUGUAAGAAGGGGAGAAUGAGUGAUGCGGUGAGGGUGUUUGAGAAGAUGAAGCUGGGGUGGUGCAAGCCCAAUGUGUGGACAUACAAUGCGCUCGUGUGGGGGUUCUGCAAGGACGGGAAGGUGCACAGUGCAAUGGCUUUGUUGAACCGCAUGAGAGCACACGGAGUAGAACCAGAUAUUGUGACAUACAACUUGCUGAUUCGGGCCCAGUGUGUCGAUGGGCACAUUGAGAGCGCUUUCCGUCUACUUCGCUUGAUGGAAGGAGAUGGUUUAGCUGCUGAUGAGUACACUUACAAUGCUUUGGUGGAUGCUCUCUGCAAGGAUGGGAGAAUCGAUCAAGCUUGCUCCCUUUUUGACAGCUUUGAAGAUAAAGGCAUUAAACCUAAUCUGGUCACAUUUAAUUCAUUAAUAUACGGGUUAUGCAAAGCUGAUCAAGUUGAUGCUGCAUGGUCAUUACUGGAAAAGAUGGUCUCAGCAGGUUUCACACCAGAUACCUAUACAUACAGUCCAUUCAUAGAAAACCUGUGCAAGAGGAAGGGGUCAAAAGAAGGUCUGUCCUUUAUAGAUAAGAUGCUAAAAGAGAGUGUGAAGCCCACGACAGUCAAUUAUACCAUUGUAAUUGACAAGCUAUUCAAGGAGAGAAACUAUGGAUUGGCCAAGAAAAUCUGGGGUCAAAUGGUUUCACUAGGUUGUGAUCCUGAUGCAGUUACUUAUACUACAUCUAUGCGUGCUUACUGCAAUCAAGGAAGACUAAUUGAAGCAGAAAAGGUUUUGGGUGAGAUGAACAAAAGUGCGGUCACUGUAGAUACGAUUGCUUAUAACACUUUGAUGGAGGGGCAUGCAAGUAUUGGGCACACAGAUUCUGCAGUCUCAAUCUUGAAGCACAUGGAAAAUGUUGCUUCUGUGCCAAAUCAGUUUACUUAUACCAUCUUGCUUAGACAUCUCUUACAAAGGAGACUAGCAGAGGGUGUGGUUUUGAAUGCAGCUAGUGUAUGGAAGACCACAGAGCUUACUGACAUCUUUGAAUUGUUUGAGAUAAUGAAGAAGAAUAAUAUUGUUCCUAGCACGAAUACUUAUUCUGCAAUCCUGGAGAGGUUCUCUGAAGAUGGAAGAUCGAAAGAGGUGACAUCAUUGGUUUCUCGUAUGAAAGAUGAUAAUAUAUCUUUGAAUGAGGACAUCUACACUGCUGUCAUAAUUUGCUUAUGCAAAUCAAAACUGUAUUCAUAUGCAUGGGUGUUGCUUCGCUCCAUGAUUGGUCAUGGUUUUGCACCACAACUGAUGUGCUAUCAGCACCUGCUUUGUGGGCUUAUUAGUGAAGGACAAGCUAAUAUGGCUAAAGUAAUAUUCGGAAACUCUAGGUGGGAGGACUACAAUCCUGAUGAAAUUGUGUGGAAAGUAAUCAUUGAUGGCCUGAUCAGAAAGGGCCAUUCAGUUUCAUGCCAGGACAUGAUAUCCAGAUUAGAGCAGAUGAACUGCAGACCAAGUAAUCAAACAUAUGCAAUGUUAGCAGAGGAAUUGUCUACCCGGGAAUAAUAUACUGCAACAUUCACAAGUUGAGCAACGCAGCUGAGCAAAGUUUCCACCAGUUAUGCAAAAUGUACCUUAUCAUGAGCUUGUACCCUCACAUGCUGGAUCCUACUAUAGACACCGGAGUUGCAAGUUACAUUGAUCAUUCAACACACACUGAGUUCAUGUUUUAUUGCUCUCUCAAAGAAGAAUGAGCUACUUUGGAGUUUCCAAGAAUGCUUCUGAAUGAUCUGAGAGUGAACAUGGGGCUUCAGAUUAUGCAUACAUUUACAUGAGACAUUGAGUUCUCCUGGAGCCAAAAGACAACCAACACCAGGUUCCAGUUUAUUCAAUUGGUUGUCCGAAGAAAAUUGGUGCAGUCUUAGUCCAAUUCCAAUAUAUGUUCAUUUGAGCAUUCCUUUUUUGUCAAGGGUUCCUUGGUGAUCCUUUGAGUUUACAGAUGAAGUUCCUUCUGAUGUUGGCAAUUGAGUAGAUUAAUUUAUUUGGUGCCACAGCUAUAAGUACAUGGCAGGACUGAGAGAAAAGUUAAUUGCAUCCUUUGACUGCGGCAAUCAUUUAUGCUAAACCAUCAGCAUCAUACAAAGAACUGAGAAGAGGACCUUCUUGGACUUGUACAUUCUGAUGCUUUUGUUCUCGUUCUAUAGAUCAGUAUAAGAUGAUUUGCCUGUAAUUGUCUAAACAAAUGUUGAAGACAAACAACAGGUCAGGUUGGCCACUUCCCACUA